This is a messenger RNA of Tribolium castaneum (red flour beetle), 510 nucleotides long. RefSeq names its product histone H3-like. The record is from RefSeq and is a predicted model, not a curated record. Gene Ontology annotation, cellular component: nucleosome. NCBI's taxonomy places the organism in Eukaryota, Metazoa, Arthropoda, Insecta, Coleoptera, Tenebrionidae. Gene Ontology annotation, molecular function: DNA binding; structural constituent of chromatin; protein heterodimerization activity.
CUUGCCACUAAGGCAGCAAGAAAAAGCGCACCCGCCACUGGAGGAGUGAAAAAACCUCAUCGCUACAGGCCCGGUACAGUGGCACUGCGUGAAAUUCGUCGUUAUCAGAAAAGCACCGAACUGUUGAUUCGUAAAUUGCCUUUCCAACGCUUGGUCAGGGAAAUAGCCCAGGAUUUCAAGACCGAUCUUCGUUUCCAAAGUUCUGGUAUGGCACUCCAAGAAGCGAGUGAAGCGUAUCUUGUCGGACUUUUUGAAGAUACAAAUUUAUGUGCCAUCCAUGCAAAACGCGUCACCAUCAUGCCUAAAGACAUCCAACUGGCAAGGCGUAUUCGAGGAGAACGAGCUUAAAAUGAAAAAAUAAACAAAAAAAAAAAACGGUUCUUUUCAGAACCACAAAAUUGUUUACAAAUGAAAAUGUUUCGCAAUAUUGACAGUAAUUAAAGUAAUUAGUACGCGGAUCAUAAUGAAUUUUAAACUCUGUCAAACAAUAAAAACAAUGAUGCUUUUAUU